CUACGAACCUUUUAGAUUUAGACGUUGUUGCUUCCCGAAUCGGACUAUGUCUUCACUCCUGUCUUAUGUUGACUUUUCCAAGCCCUCGCUGUUGCUCUCGCUGGCCUCCAUCGCUUUCAACCCGAUCGCAUGGAACAUUCUGACGCAAUUUUACGCCCUAGAGUACAGGAAUAAGACGAUAACUCGUAUGUUUGGUGAGAAUGCACGCCGCGGGUGCUAUUUCCUUGCCUUCCUCAUUUUCUCGUUCGGCAUGCUGCGCGACACAUUCUACGAACGCGCGCUGAACGACCAGCCACGUCACGCCCUCCUGCCGGCACCGUAUAAUAAGCUCGUGCCCGCCGCACUCUUCGUUGUCGGCCAGACGUUCGUUGUGACGUCGACCUGGGCUCUGGGCAUCACGGGCACGUUCCUCGGCGACUACUUCGGCAUCCUCAUGGACCACCGCGUCGAGGGCUUCCCGUUCAAUGUCCUCCGUGACCCGAUGUACGUCGGGAGCACGAUGUGUUUCUUCGCUGGCGCGCUUUGGUACGAGCGUCCCGCAGGCCUGCUUGUCACGCUCUAUGUGUACGUUGUCUACCUGAUUGCUCUGCGUUUUGAGGGGCCCUUCACGGACAUGAUCUACUCAAAGCGCGCCUCGAGCCAAAAGAAGGCGGAGAGCAAGAAGGAGCUCUGAGCUUCCUGUCUUUCGCUUCCGAUCUUCACGCCCCUCACGACCCAAAAGCACCACCCAUUCUUGACGAUCCUACCAUGGCUUAUAAUGACUAGACUUUCACCAGUCUUAGAGGUUUCGAGCGCGACUCCGCGAGUCGUGCAUAGAGGGCUUCAACGCCUUUGUUACUCUACUCAGGCUUGUCUGUACUUAAUAUCAUGCUUGUGCUUUCCGUAAAUUCUCUGCGCCGGGAAGUUCUUUGUACUGGCUAUGCCCUCUUCUCAGAACGAUAGCGACCUUUCACGUUGUCACAGCUAUAUGACAUGAGGACAUUUGGCUAUCCUCAAAAAGUACUAGUCGUAUAGAUCGAAUUCGCCUAACAUAGCGGCUGUUCAGACCGUUACCCAUCGAAUCACGGGUCAAGGGCAGAAGGGAAUGUGAACCCUUCUGCAUCCCUGUGCUGCCCAACGGCAUUGAGAGCGUGCGUCCCGUAGUGCAAAACCUUUGGGACUCCGCUGCUCUCGUCCAUGCUGAGCGACAGCGAGCGCGACAUUGCGUCCGACAGGUCCCGAGACCUGGAUGUACGACGAAAACUGGAAGAGUAAGGCUGUUUGUUGUGUUUAGCGAUCUCCUUCGUGAGGGCUAUGCGCGCGACGAUGAGACACUGAGAGAUGCCCUAGACGAGGUGGUGUGAAUGCUCUCCGACCGACUGAGAGCUGCGGCGAGGACACUUACGAAGAACACCGGGAUAACACAGGCCAUGACGUAACCGACAUCGUAGUUAGUCUGCCAAUGGAGCUAAUGAACGCCAGAAGGAGAGAGGUCAAAAAACUUACGACCACGCGUCCGUUGGGCGCAAGAGAGCAGAUCUCGUACAAGAGGAGGCCGAGCCAGGUGACGAGCGCACUUUCGAUGCAUGCACGGAUGACGGUAUCGUAAUGGCGAGGGGCGCGCACACCAGCUUGGCGGGCAGACAGCCUAGAGAUAAGGGUAAGUGCGG
Phanerochaete carnosa HHB-10118-sp is the source of this 1649-nucleotide messenger RNA. RefSeq lists its product as uncharacterized. The transcript has 5 exons. The record is from RefSeq and is a predicted model, not a curated record. The coding region runs from base 47 to 673 and encodes 208 amino acids. Gene Ontology annotation, molecular function: S-adenosylmethionine-dependent methyltransferase activity. NCBI's taxonomy places the organism in Eukaryota, Fungi, Basidiomycota, Agaricomycetes, Polyporales, Phanerochaetaceae. Gene Ontology annotation, biological process: phosphatidylcholine biosynthetic process.